CUGGACCACAGGACACCACGGCCGGACGGCUUUUCUCACUGGCUGCGCCGUCUGGGGACACAUCAAUACCGGUUACGGACUUGAAUCAAUGUUGUGCCACGUCGUGGGCGGCUUGAUAUGAUAUGGCCGGGGCCACCUGUGUGGGAGCGUCAGCAGAGACCCUGCUGCUCGCUGUGCGGUUGCGUCUUCACAAUGCCAAUAUUGCAAGCCGGCAUCCCUACCUGAGUCUAAGGGAGGGUCGGCAACGCAACGGCACAAUCAAAGUCAAUCCAUUGACUCCAUCCAGCCCACCCCGCGCCGUGACGGAUGGCCCGGCGGCAAAGCCGUUUGCCAUGUGCUUGUUGGGCGUUAUGUUUUGUUCAUCUUUUGCUCAUGUCUGAUUUCUGACAAUGUAGUCAAUUGC
This is a messenger RNA of Gaeumannomyces tritici R3-111a-1, 403 nucleotides long. RefSeq lists its product as hypothetical. NCBI's taxonomy places the organism in Eukaryota, Fungi, Ascomycota, Sordariomycetes, Magnaporthales, Magnaporthaceae. The transcript has a single exon. Bases 123 to 380 code for a protein of 85 amino acids. The record is from RefSeq and is a predicted model, not a curated record.